CUACAACAGCGCUGUUCUCCCUCGCUGCCUGGCGCGCUCGCGUACUCGUAGGAACUGUGGUCGGGGACAACCUGUGUUUCUCAAAUGGCUGGCGGCAUGUUUACGCAUGCGGACAUGCGCGGCAUUUCGCGCGGACAGUGCACGUCGAUCGGCUGCGAUUGCGACGGCUUCACCCGACCGUCGUCGUUGGACGCUUUGCCGCGUACAAGCCGCUGUUGUCCCGUGCGGCUGGUGCAGCUACUGUGGCCACUCACCGGUCAAUCACAGCCGUGUUGCAGAAAACAGCGCAUACGAGGAGCAGACACAGCAGGUGGACGUUUCACACUUAUCUGGCGUUCAAGAAAACCUGGAGCAGCAUUCCACGCCUGAAGCAGAUCCACACCCGGAGCCAAGUCAACAGCCAGAUGUGAAUCCACAGCCACAGCAAGAGGUGACCUGCAUUUCAGAAUCAGACAAACCUCGUCUGAAACUGGAGCCAGCAGAUUCCAAGCCUGAACGAAACUCUGAGCUAGAGCAAAGUUCACAGUCUGAGCUGUGCCCGCAGCAGGGGACAAGUCCACAGCCGGAGACGAGUCCAAAGCAAGAGCAAAGAUCACCCACACCUACGAGGAAAAGGCAUGACAAAGAGGAAGCCCUGACUUGUUCACGUAUUGUGGCACGAAGCUUGAAACGUCUGGCGGAAAAAAAGGCGGAGCUUGAAAGGCAGCGAGACUACUUAGAUGCCGAAGACAUUCCUGAUGCUGAGCUUCGGACCACUCGACUCCUUUUGGAUAUCCGCAGAGACCAGUGCGACAGCAAUCACGAGCUGAAGCAGAUAAGGCACAACAUGCAGCUGCUGUUGGACGGGCAGGCGCGAUUGGAGGCCUCGUCGAACCAGAACACACAUUCUCUGCAGCCAUCUCCAGUCAGGCUGCCGAAGAUGCCCGCAGAAACGCUGGAAGAGUUCGAAGCACUAGAGGAAGCUGUCCAAGAUGAUGAUGUGGCUGCAGCCUUGCGCGAACAUCUUCUUCAGUUCGGGGGCUCCAAUUUACGAGAGGUGGCAACUACCGUGAUGAAGAGGAUUAUGGGUCACAAGGUUCAGCUACUCUAUAGCCUGCAUGGAAAAAAGGGCAAAAAGGCCUUUAUAGACAUGCGGAUAUGCAGCAUUGCAACAGACAUCAUAUGCAGGAAGCAGAAGGCGGACGUGGCAGAGGUGCUCGCAUUCAUACGAAGAUGGCUGCCAGGCUCAAUUGACAGAUGUGGCGGCAGGAAGAGAUGUUAUGAGGAAGACGUUAUCGGAGUUGGCAGCAGUCCACUGCAAGGCUCUACACCUGCUUCAGUGGCCAUUGUGCACAGUUCCUCCCAUGUAAAUUUCUAAAAUUCUCUGGACGUGCAACACUUGACACAAGGCAGGAAAAGGUGGGAUAGGAGAUCACCCCCCACCCUGUGAUAUACUUCCAGCUAAAAAUGUGUUCCUAAGAUGAGGCGAUCCUGGAAUGAGGUGUUCCUAGGAUGUGCUGUUCCAAGGCCUGUGUGGCCUUCCCGUUCCUUGGUAGCUUGUGUGGCUACCUGUAAGUUCAAAGUGCAUGGUUCUGUGAUUCUGUUUUAUGAUUAUAAACUUAAUAGUUUAUGAUCAAGACUUGUGAUAAAAAGAAGCUUUUAUGAUUUUAUGUU
Dermacentor silvarum is the source of this 1653-nucleotide messenger RNA. RefSeq lists its product as uncharacterized. The transcript has 7 exons. The record is from RefSeq and is a predicted model, not a curated record. NCBI's taxonomy places the organism in Eukaryota, Metazoa, Arthropoda, Arachnida, Ixodida, Ixodidae. The coding region runs from base 107 to 1357 and encodes 416 amino acids.